AUGAGUUCCUCGCGAGAUCCCACGGCGCGCCUCCGCGCCGGCCUCAACCCUCUCUUAACGGCAUCACUGGGGGGAUACCACGGCCAUCACGCCAACACACCGCUCUCGGCCGUGUCGAUGACUUCUCACGCCUUCUCAUCGAACCAGACGCCUCUAAGCGCGAUUCAGCCAUAUAAUCCCCAGGAAUGGGUUGCGUCUCCGGCCUUGGGACCUGGCUCUGACCUCAACAGGAGUGUUGAUCCAAAGGCUAUGCUGACCAUGUUAGCAACCCCGCCACCUCCACCCCCGUAUUCACCUCCACGCAGCGCAAGGCCGAUGAGUAUGGUGCUAGAGCCGUCCCACGGGGCGAACAUCUCCGCAGCCCGAGCUCCACCACCGCCGGCACCCCCAGCUCAACGGCCUCCCACAGAGCCGCCGGUUGCAACUGCAUCGUUUCCACCACCUCCUGGCACGAGAGAGUCGUCACGAGAAAGGCGGUUUGGGUUUCCGUCAUUGAGCAGGCGACGAGAACAACAGACAAGCACUCCGGUAGAUGCUCAUCCACCGGUCCGACAUCAAGGGCUUAUGUCUCGCGUUAUGAAUGGGAACGCGAACUCGCCGAGGCCUUUGACGUUGCAAAUACCCCAGCCCGAGCAAACGGCAAACUUGGCCCCUGCGGCACGAAGAGCAGUAUCAACGCCUGCGGUUGCUACACCGACAUCGGCCAGGUCCCGAUCGUCAUCUCAGGUUAGAUGGGAUUCGGCAAUGCCCGUUCCGCCUCCGCCACCGGGUCCUCCGCCGUCAUCAGCACGAUCACAAAGCACCCAAAGCGUUCAGAGAUUUCCCUCUGGAAGCGACCCUAUGGUCUCGCCUCCCACUCGCAGGCCCCCUCCCAGCGGAGUUACUACUUUGGGGCCUGUUCCGCCUACCCCAGCAAAUUGGCAGGAUACCGAGGUCAUGUCGAACGCUCAAGCCCAAGCCCGAACACCAUCUCCUGACAACAGGGUACCUGCUGCAACGGAAACUGCGAGUGUCGCAAGUUCGAGUGCACACCCCCAAUCAGCAGUGUCUUCAGAAGCUUCGAUGGGUUCGCUGGCUAGGAGUUACGCUCAGAGAACCGACAAGACAAUCCGUGAGCGAAGGACGGAAAGCCGAACGAGAGGGAACGUUCGUAACUCCAUGGAUGGGUCGCAGGAUCUUUCGGAUAUUGUCAUUCCAGGCUCAGGUGGAUUGCAGAGACGGUUGACAAUCACCCGAGGGACACCGAGGUCCAGUCGAAUGAGUGACGGUCCUAGAACGGGAGAGUCGAUGGACAACAGCCACGAAUCUAAGGGCACCACGCCUCGGGCCAUGGGCUCGAAUCAGGCUCAUUCUGGACAGCUAACCCCAACAGGACUGUCAUCGGAAACCCAUCGGUAUACCGAGGACCACCAGGCUCUUGCACCAAAGGCUCUUCCGACACCUCCCACCGGAAGCCGCGCUUCCUCGACCUCUCAUGUGCCUGCUACUCACCUAACACGUCACUCGGUCAUCAAUCAAAGUAACGAGCAGUUCACACACGCAACCAUCGAGCGCUUCACAGCUUUUGCACAGAAAGAAAUGACGGCAUCGAGUGAUGCCGAGCGAGUCCGCCUGUUUGCCGAGUUCUUUGUCAGUGAAUCCAGGAUACGAAGGGAAAGAUACGGGGCUGCCAUAGGGGCUAUGGGCUCCGAGAUCCUCGACCUAACUCGUGACCUAUUCCGACCGAUGGAUACUCACAUCAGACGAGAGUCCUCGAACUCUGCUACAAGCGGGGUUAUCGAACUGACCACACCGCAGUCUUCGGAGCCCAGGUCACAUCGUGGCUCUAUCGGCUCUGUCUUCAGUGGAAACCCCAAUAGCCAUGGACAAACGCCCAUCACGCCUUCGAGUGCUAGCCAGCCGAUGACGCCAGGAAGUAGUGGAAACACACCAAAUGCGAACAACUGGCCGACUUCGAACUACAUGCCCUCGUUGUCGCCCAUCCUCAGUAUGAGCGUGAGCGAUGCGGUGGAUGAGCAGGACUCUCGAGGACGUCCGGCAAGUCGAUGGUGGGAAGCGGACUCUAGCGGUGCGCCGUCGACGAAGAUGGAACGAUCAAAGAGGGAAUCCAAAUACAUGGGCGUCCCCAAGGAGGCCAGAGAAGCUCUCCAGUGGAUCGACGACGCAUCAGCCGGCCCGAGUAACAACCAGCGCUACUCCGACUCUGAAUACCCCCCUGAGAAGGUGGGAUGGCACGAGCAGCAAGACCAAACAACACCGGCACAACCGCAACAACAAUCAGCCCGCAACUCGGUGUUAUCCAACUACUCAACCCCAAGCACACCCAACCCAGCGCACCUAGACGUCUCUCGCCUGGUGACCCUUCCACCACCCUACCCACGCCACCACCCGGCCGUCAACAACAACCACCCGGAGCUCACCCAGACCCGCAGCUCGGUCCGCAUCAUCAGCGACAUGACCGAGAUCGACGCCAUCAAAGAGAAAUUCAAGCUCGCCAGCACCAAAGCGCGCCUCGACGCCGCCGAAGCCGCCAAACAGCGUCGCCAAGCCCUCCGCCAAAACCUCCAGUCCGAAAUCGCCUCGGGCAGCAUCGGCUACGCCGACGCGGCCGCCAUCGAGACGGACGCCAACACAUCCGAAAACAACCGAAUCAACGACCUCGAAAAAUCCGACUUUGACACCUUCCAAACCGCCGUCGUCGUGCCCGUCAACGAGAUCCUGCAAACCCGCAUCACCAAAGCCACCGAGCUCUUCGACUCCCUCCGCUCUCGCCUCUUCGACGAAACGCACGACUCCAACCCCAACCUCCCCCAAGAAGAAGGCGACGAGCAGCCGGAGCUGCUCGAAAAACUCACCUUACUCAAAUGGAUCUUCGAAGCCCGCGAAACCCUCCACCGCGCGCUCUACGAUUUGUUGUCCGACCGCAACGACCGCUACCGCGAAGUCGUCCUGACGCCCUACCGCCUGCUUCAGGGACAACAAGACAAGAUCGCCAGCGCCACGACCUUCUUCGCCGAAGACGCGGCCAAGCGCGCCUUGGCUUACCACGAGGAAGUCCUGCACCGGACCCAACAGUUCCGGGACGUGGUCGAGGAAACCGUCGUCCGCGGCGUCGAGGCGCAGUUGUCCGCCUUCUGGGACAUCGCGCCCCCCCUAAAGAGAUCUGUGCUGGAUAACAUCCCCGCUUCCAUGGAGGGGUUCCAGAUCCAGAUCCCAGCGUCGGAGUACGAGGAGAAUCCGAGCUAUGUGGAACACCCGCUGCAGUACCUGUUUAGUCUGCUGCUGCAUGCGGAGAAGAGCACGUAUCAGUUUAUCGAGAGUCAGACGAAUUUGUUGUGUUUGUUGCACGAGGUGAAGGAGGCGUGCGUGAGCGCCAAGGCGAAGGUGAUGGAGAGUGAUGGACGGGAUGCGAGCAGGGUGGAUCAGAUGAGGGUGGAGGAAGGGCAGAGAUUGACGGAGGAUUUGAAGGAGAAGGUGAGGGUGGUGCAGGAUCAGUGGAAUGAGGCGCUGGGGGAGACGAUUGGGGGGGUUAAGGAGCGGGUUGGUGGGUGGUUGUUGGAGACUGGGGGGUGGGAUGAGAGUUUGGAGGAUGGGGGUGUUGGAGGUGUUUGAGGAAGAUUGUGAAAAAAAAAAAGAGAAAGAGGAGGACUGCGGCUGAGCAGUAGGGAAGUCGCGAUCGGGUAAUGGGGCUUGUCUACUUUCUUUUGGACAUCUUGCUUGAGGGACUUUGAUGUACUUGAGCCGCUUCUUUGGAUACAUCGUUCGUUUUUUUGUUGAUACCCCCCACAAGCAUAAAUAUACAGACCAACGUAGAUAAAAAGAU
Molecule: messenger RNA, 3823 nt
Organism: Neurospora tetraspora
Lineage: Eukaryota; Fungi; Ascomycota; Sordariomycetes; Sordariales; Sordariaceae
Exons: 2
Coding region: 1-3612 (1203 amino acids)
Source: RefSeq, a predicted model, not a curated record